AUGAGACCUACUCUUGCUUUACUGCCUCUCUUUCUUUUCUUGAUCGUAGCAGUUGCAGAAUCAAGAAAAGAUCUAGGAGAAUAUUGGAAGCUAAUAAUGAAAGAUCAUGACAUGCCUGAAGAAAUUCAAGGACUCCUUAACACAAACACUAAAAAUAAUUUCAAGACUUUGAAGCAGUCAUUUGAUGAUAAGGAAACGAAGAACACUGUUAAAGAUUUCGAACCAAGACCUAAUAUUUCUGCAUAUGAAAACAAAGACAUUGAUGAUAAAGAAAAUAAGAAAGGAGUGGAAGAUUUCGAACCAAGACCUAAUAUUUCAGCAUAUGAAGACAAAGACAUUGAUGAUAAAGAAAAUAAAAAAGGAGUGGAAGAUUUCAAACCAAGACCUAAUAUUUCAGCAUAUGAAAAUAAAGACAUUGAUGAUAAAGAAAAUAAGAAAGGAGUGGAAGAUUUCAAACCAAGACCUAAUAUUUCAGCAUAUGAAAACAAAGACAUUGAUGAUAAAGAAAAUAAGAAAGGAGUGGAAGAUUUCAAACCAAGACCUAAUAUUUCAGCAUAUAAAAACAAAGACAUUGAUGAUAAAGAAAAUAAGAAAGGAGUGGAAGAUUUCCAACCAAGACCUAAUAUUUCAGCAUAUGAAAACAAAUACAUUGAUUCUGAAGAAAAUAAGAAAGGAGUAGAAGAUUUCGAACCUAGACCCAAUAUUUCAGCAUAUGCAAACAAAGACGCUGAUGUUGGGAAAAAGAAGAAAGGAGUAGAAGAAUUUGAACCUAGGCCUAAUGUUUCAGCAUAUGGAGACAAUGAAAUUGAUGUGGGAGAAAAGAAGAAAGAAGUAGAAGAAUUUGAACCUAGGCCUAAUGUUUCAGCAUAUGGAGACAAUGAAAUUGAUGUGGGAGAAAAGAAGAAAGAAGUAGAAGAAUUUGAACCUAGGCCUAAUGUUUCAGCAUAUGGAGACAAUGAAAUUGAUGUGGGAGAAAAGAAGAAAGAAGUAGAAGAAUUUGAACCUAGGCCUAAUGUUUCAGCAUAUGGAGACAAUGAAAUUGAUGUGGGAGAAAAGAAGAAAGAAGUAGAAGAAUUUGAACCUAGGCCUAAUGUUUCAGCAUAUGGAGACAAUGAAAUUGAUGCGGGAGAAAAGAAGAAAGGAGUAGAAGAUUUUAAACCAGGACCAAAUAUUUCUUCUUAUGAGAACAAUGAAAUAAACAAUAAAAAGGAGAAGAUCAUGGAAGAUUGUGAACCAAAACCAAAUAUUUCAGCUUAUGGAAACAAUGAAAUUGAUGCUGAAAUCUAA
Messenger RNA from Vicia faba (fava bean), 1287 nucleotides. NCBI's taxonomy places the organism in Eukaryota, Viridiplantae, Streptophyta, Magnoliopsida, Fabales, Fabaceae. The record is from the annotation of a GenBank genome assembly.